AUGACACACUCCACGGGCAACGCCGCGCUCCUGCUCGUACUGUGCCUGCAGCACUCCUUUCCCGAGCCCGGCAGGGUGUACCUCGACCUCAUUUUGGCCGUCCUGGCCCUGGAACUCGUCUGUUCCCUCACCUGUCUGCUCAUUUACACAGUGAAAAUCCGAAAAUUUAACAAAGCCAAACCACAGCCCGACGUGCUUGAAGAAGAAAAAACCUGUGCUUACCCCAGCAGUGUUACCUCGGAGACUGGAUUCAGGUAA
Molecule: messenger RNA, 258 nt
Organism: Propithecus coquereli (Coquerel's sifaka)
Lineage: Eukaryota; Metazoa; Chordata; Mammalia; Primates; Indriidae
Gene: TMEM192
Product: transmembrane protein 192
Exons: 3
Coding region: 1-258 (85 amino acids)
Cellular component (GO): lysosomal membrane; late endosome
Source: RefSeq, a predicted model, not a curated record